Lolium rigidum is the source of this 1487-nucleotide messenger RNA. Its product is annotated as transcription termination factor MTERF15, mitochondrial-like. Gene Ontology annotation, cellular component: chloroplast. The coding region runs from base 3 to 1211 and encodes 402 amino acids. NCBI's taxonomy places the organism in Eukaryota, Viridiplantae, Streptophyta, Magnoliopsida, Poales, Poaceae. Gene Ontology annotation, molecular function: double-stranded DNA binding. The transcript has 2 exons. Gene Ontology annotation, biological process: chloroplast organization; regulation of DNA-templated transcription. The record is from RefSeq and is a predicted model, not a curated record.
CCAUGAUGUUCGGCUCCAUCUGCCGGCGGCGGCUCCUCUUCCGAAUCCAUCAAAUCCCUGGAGGUGGAGGUGGCGGCGGCGGCGGCGGCGGCGGCACAAAUCCCCUCCAGUCCAUCCCUCCCGCCCGCAACAGCUACUCCUCGUCCGCCGUCGCCGAUGUCUCCAACUCGGAGCCCUGCCCCGACACCGUUUCCUACCUCAUCUCGUGCGGCCUCUCCCCCACCGCCGCCGCCGCGGCCACCACCGGUCAACGCCUCCGCAUCUGUUCCACCGACAAGGCCGACGCCGUGUGUGCACUCCUCAGGCAUUAUGGCUUCGCCAACGCGGACAUCCUCCGGAUCGUGCGCAGCGCCUCGGUGCUUCUCCUAGUCGACCCCGAAAGGAUCCUCCGUCCCAAGCUCGACUUCUUCGCCUCCCUCGGCUUCAAGCCCCGCAAGCUCGCCACCGCACCUUUCCUCCUCGCGCGCAGCCUCGACAAGCACCUCGUCCCCUCCAUCCAGUUCCUCCGCGGCAUCAUCGGCAGCGACGACCACCUCCGCCAAGCUCUCCACCGCCAACCCCGCACCCUCUCCAGCGACCUCGAGACCAGCAUGCGCCCCGCCGUGGAAGCCCUCCGCCGCGGCGGCCUUACCGAGGCUGCCAUUUCGAAGCUCCUCGUCAUCAACCUGUGCGUGCUCAGGUUGUCGCCGGAUCGGAUAAGCAAAGUCUUCGAGGACCUCAAGGAGAUCGGUAUGUGCAUCGCGGACUCGCGAUCCCUCUACUGCUUCGGUGUGAUGUGCACCCUCAAGAGAGAGACGUGGCUUCGAAAGCUGGAACUGUACACAAGCUUCGGGCUGUCGGAGGGCGAGGUGUUCAGCGCCUUCAAGACCCAGCCCACCAUGCUGGCUUUGGCCGAUGACAACAUAGAAAAGAAGGUCCGGUUCUUGCUGGACGAGCUCAAGCUUGGAAUACAUGCUAUAAUGUCGCGGCCUGUGAUUCUAUGUUAUAGCUUGGACAAGUGCAUCCUGCCGAGGUGCGCCGUGCUGAGCGUGCUGAUGAGGGAGGGGAGGAUCCAGAGAGAAAUCAAAUUGCCUCAGGCGUUGCUCGGUACUUCCAGGGAAUUCUCGACCAAAUACGUAUUGAAGCAUGCCGAUGAGAUUCCAGAUGUUGUUAAGGCAUACGAGGGUCUGUUGAAGCCAUUUCCAAGUUCGAGCUUGUUGUUCCGUGGAUAAAUUGGUUUAUCUGGGUUGAAUGAACUUGGUUUGAAAUGUUCAUCUGUUUUGUGUCCAGUAAGUAAUACUACAUCUGGAAAUGUUAGUAUGCAGCAAUGUCCCUUUUGCUGGACAUUGACACUUCCCCUUGAAGUUGAUGGAUGGUCAGACUCAUAGUGGAUACAAGGUGAUUGAUUUCUUUGGGUUGCAUUGCAUCAACUGCAUUAGAAAGCAUGUUAUGUGUAAAAUAUAGAAACUUUAGUUAUUAACAUCAGGAAAGCCUGCAAAGCUUAUCAA